AUGCAGCUCACUCCCUUGAAAAGCACAGGAUGGUAUUAUACGUGGUGCAAUAAAAGGGAUGAAAAUGUAAGGGUAUAUAUCAAGAUAAAUUGGGGUUUUGGAAAUUUCAGUUGGAUGAUGAAAAAUGGGCAUAUUGAGGCAGAAUAUUUGAACCCUGGUGUAUCUGAUCAUUCUCCUAUACUGAUGAACUGCCAGAAUGGUAUUCAACAACACUUGCAUCCUAGACAAUUUAGAUUGUACCGUAAUGUCCUUCACCAUCCUGAAUUUACAAGGAUAGUGAAAGAAGUAUGGGUGCAGAAUGAUAGAGAUAUUGGGAAGGCAAGCACAUGGAAUAAGCUCAGAAGACUGAAGGAGGCAUUGAGAGGCUUGAACAACUAUAUGGCAUCUUAUCAGCAGAAACUGAAUCAAGCAAAGCAGAAGUUCAAAUUAGUUCAGCAUCAACUGUCUUUGCAGCCUUUAAGGAAAGAAUGCAUAGAACAAGAAAAGGAAGCUCUGCUAGAAGUGGAGAAAUGGAGUGACAUUGAGGAGCAGGUGUUGAGGCAGAAGUCUAGAGCUACUUGGAUACAACAUGGAGAUGCAAAUACCAAGUACUUCCAUGCUCAGUAG
Molecule: messenger RNA, 606 nt
Organism: Nicotiana attenuata
Lineage: Eukaryota; Viridiplantae; Streptophyta; Magnoliopsida; Solanales; Solanaceae
Exons: 1
Coding region: 1-606 (201 amino acids)
Source: RefSeq, a predicted model, not a curated record